CGUUUUUUUCUUCCUUUGGCGGUAUGAAUAAAGAUGAACGACACAGGCAUUUGCAGCAUAAGUGACCAAUACUCAGGAAUAUGUUGUUGGUAACUAUAGGUCGCACAAGGAAUUCAGUUAGGCUGUGACUGCGGAAUUGUGUUGUCGUUAACGCUAAAGCUAAAUCAAUCUAGUCAGAUGACAUUGGAUCUUUGCUGUAAAGACCAGUAAGCCUGGUCAGUUUCAUUGAUGUCUGCCUGUUAACUUCUAAGCAGAAACAAGGCAAAUUAACGAUAUAGAAGGUUUGUUGACUAGGUAAAUCAACUCAAAAUAUAAUAUAAUCAACAAUAUAAUCCAACCUCACAGGCCAAAACGAACGGACGUAUGCUAGUUCAUAACUUUAGCUGUUUGUGGAUACCUAGCCACUAAUAUAAUUUCGAAGAUUAUUUAAGAUUCAUUUACGGUAAACCCAAUUGCAAUUUAAGAUUUCACACUGAUUAGUGAGAGGGCUCAGACCAUGUGGAAGUCACAUGAAUCCCAACGAUGAGGCGUAAACAACAGGGAGGAAACCUGAGGAGCGCGCUGCCUCACAAAUGCUCCACUAGUGAGGGGGACGAGGCUCACCACUGCUAAAACCAGGGGUGCACCCCCCUUCCCUCCUCCCCUUCCUCCUACCCCCCUCGGAUCGCACCAUGAACUCUACCACACAACCUCCCUCCAUCGCAGACAAAGACGUGGCGGUGGGCUAUGUGCUGGUUCCCUUCUUCCUCGUCACCAUCAUCGGGAUUGUGACUGCAGUGGUGCUCUACAUAAGGAGGAAGCGAAGGCUCGACCGGCUCCGCCACCAGCUGCUUCCAGUUUACACAUAUGACCCCUCAGAGGAAGUCAACGAAGCCGAACAGGAAAUGCUCUGGAGGGAGGAGGAUACUAAGGUAGUGCAGAGCUGGGUGAGAAACUACCAACAAGAGCGCCCUCUGUUGAUGAAAGAAGCUCAAGGAUGAGGGGGCGGCCGGCAUCCGUCGCCAUCAUGCCAACUGCACACUCUAGGCGGCGACAUGCCCCGGCCGCCGCGAUCAGGGAGGGUCCCAGGUAUCUGUUGAAGGGCAGGAAUGUUGUUGCAUUGAGGGCACUUUUGCCUGAUCACCGCCCUGUGUGUUUUUCUUUACCCCACUAAAUCCUCACCACGUCCCCGUCCCCCCCCCAUCUCCCGUCCUCAUUUCAACCGCGUCUCUUCAUGGGAGGCAAAUAACCACUGCUGUUACACGUUCUUGUAUAUGGUUAGAACUUUCUGUUAGUGCCACAUUUACCUUGUUGCUGUGUGUUGAGAGGAUUUUACUUGCAUUGUGUUGGUUUGUUUGUUUGUUUGUUACAUGUUUAUUUAUGGAAUAUUUUUAUCAUGUGUUAAUGUGUGUUGUUGACUACUGAAACCUGGGAGAACCCAUUCAAGCAUAGGCGCGGUUAGGUAGUGUACUCCGACUGAUUCUGAGCGCUUGGACAAAGUCAUUAUGUGAAGACUUAAUCCUUUAUCUACCCCUCCUCAGGCAGCGUGUGUGCGCGAAAGGACUUCUCUGCAAAUAUGACUGAGGUGACUUGUCUGAGCCUUUUGAGUGCAAUUAAACUAUAGACUUUUUAAUUCCGCAUUAAAAUAGUUAGAUGCUAGAAGUUGUAUUUCCCCUAGGACUGCGUUAUGGAGGUUUAGUGAUCUUGGAGGAGUCUUUGAGGGAGGCUGAUGCUGAGUUGGGUCUGGGUGCUGCCUGGGGAGAAAUGGGCCUGUAUCCCAGAAGAGGGUGGGUGGGCUGUCUCUAUCUCUGUCCUUCCGUAUGUCUAUCCACCCUCCGUGUCUGGCUCUGUCCUUCCCUGCCGUGUCUAUCCACCAUAUCCCGUUUGAGUGCCGCGGUGACUAGCUGUGGAAGAAUGUCCUGCUGAGGGGCACGGCACUUAGAGCCUCAUAAGGAUGGCUGCAGCAUCCGCUCUGUGGCAUACCACUGGCCUGAGUGGGCUCAGCCAUCAGGAAAAGUCCUUCUGCGCGGCACGAAGAACACCACCAGGAAAAAAAUAAAUCGCAAUCAAGUGGCUCACCUUGUUCAAAAGCAUGCUUCGGCUUUGCCGCCCCCCCCCCCCCCCCUUCCCCACAAAGAACGAACAUGCUUGGUAUGCUAAUUUGUGAAAGGAGAAGAAUGUUCUUUUGGCUGCCAUGGGGGUCAGAUACUAAAUAGACCUGCACCAAAAAGACUGUUGCUAACAAACAUACAGGUGCAGGCAUCUGCGUAUGAUACCCCAUGGAAAUUGCUGGAAGAAAGUUAAAGCUAAAGCUAUUUAAGGAAACUGCCGUAUGUCUCUCAUACUGGAUUCUUCUGCUGAGUGAACAGGAAGACUCAUCUCAGCUUUGCACUGCAGUCCAUGACAGACAUGCACCCGAGGGCCUGGAUACACAGGAACCAAUAAAAAGGCCUUGGAAUGUGAUUGGUCUUGAUUUCGAUUUAAUGGGAAGAAUCUACAAAUGAAACAGUGUAAGAUACUGUAAUGUAACAGUUUACAGUCUUAUGGGAUUAGAGCUCCGACAAGCAAACUGGUUAAGGAUUUUUGAGCAGAACUGUAUUUGCCAUCUCGCAUGCAAUAUUUGAGCUAAUUCAAGAGCUCUGAAGAAAAGAUUGCUUGGGACUCCCCUUGUAAUUCUUCAUAAUUUGAGACUAGACAUUCUAAAGUCUGUUUCCAACACAUACUCAGUACAGUUUGUCUGAAUUGCUUUGGCACAUUGUGAAACAUAUUUAAUAUUCUGAAAACCAGACUCAAUCAUAUUUUUUUGUUUUCUGCAACUGAGUACCAUUUUGUAGGGAUGCAACUAUUUUACCGGUUAAUCGUUUUUCCUCAAAAACAGACUCGUGUUAUGUAGAAUCAUGCAUUGUGAAGUCUAGGUCUCACACUGGGAUGAUGUGUCCAGUUGUGCUUAUUGGUCUUUCUCAUUUUAGGUAGGUUGCAUGAAGCCAGUAUACCACAUUUUGGAUAAGUGUUUCUGCCCAUGUUGCAUAAAUGUACACAAUAAUGGUGGAAAGGUUUUAAGACAUUUUACAUUACAUUUUCAGCAGUGUUGACAAUAAUUGUGCCAAAGUAAUUUAGAGACUGUGAGAUGAAUGGUCACAAUACAUCUUAAUGGGAAUGUCAUGCCAAUGCAAUUGAACAGAAAACUACAUAAAAUCAAACAUGACUACCCAGGUAUCUGGAUAAUCUUGGUUCAGUGAAUCCAGGCCCUUCUAUAGCAUAUGACAGUUGAAUUUUUAUGAGUGGAAAUGUAUGUAAAACAAAUAAAUAAAAGAAACUGUUUUUAGAAA
This is a messenger RNA of Clupea harengus (Atlantic herring), 3308 nucleotides long. RefSeq names its product small integral membrane protein 29 (gene smim29). NCBI's taxonomy places the organism in Eukaryota, Metazoa, Chordata, Actinopteri, Clupeiformes, Clupeidae. The record is from RefSeq and is a predicted model, not a curated record.